AUGACCUCGGCGAACGACUACGAGCAGCUGGAGCUGCAGCAGCAGUACAGCCGCGUCAACGUCCGCUGGGACGCCUCCGAUGAUGAGCUGGACAACGACAACAGCUCGGCCCGUCUCUUCGAGCGCUCCCGCAUCAAAGCCCUGGCAGAUGAGCGGGAGGCCGUGCAGAAGAAAACCUUCACCAAGUGGGUGAAUUCACACUUGGCUCGCGUCACCUGCCGCAUCUCGGACCUCUACAUGGACCUCCGGGACGGACGGGUGCUCAUCAAGCUGCUGGAGGUGCUGUCGGGAGAGCUUCUGCCCAAGCCCACCAAGGGUCGGAUGCGGAUCCACUGCCUGGAGAACGUGGACAAGGCGCUGCAGUUCCUGAAGGAGCAGCGGGUGCACCUGGAGAACAUGGGCUCCCACGACAUCGUGGACGGCAACCACCGCCUCGUCCUCGGCCUCAUCUGGACCAUCAUCCUCCGCUUCCAGAUCCAGGACAUCAUCGUGCAGACGCAGGAGGGCCGGGAGACGCGCUCCGCCAGGGAUGCACUGCUGCUCUGGUGCCAGAUGAAGACAGCGGGGUAUCCCCACGUGAACGUCACCAACUUCACCUCGAGCUGGAAGGACGGGCUGGCUUUCAACGCCCUCAUCCACAGGCACAGGCCUGAGCUGGUUGACUUCCAAAACCUGACCAAAUCCAACGCCCGGCACAACCUGGAGCAUGCGUUCAGCGUGGCGGAGCGGCACCUGGGCAUCACCCCGCUCCUCGACCCUGAAGAUGUGUUCACGGAGAACCCCGAUGAGAAGUCCAUCAUCACCUACGUGGUGGCCUUCUACCACUACUUCUCCAAGAUGAAGGUGCUGGAGGUGGAAGGCAGGCGUCUGGGCAAGGUCAUCGAGCACGCCAAGGAGACGGAGCGGAUGAUCGAGGGCUAUGGGGGGCUGGCCUCCGACCUGCUCACCUGGAUCGAGCAGACCAUCGCCUUCCUCAACAGCCGCAGCUUCGCCAACUCGCUGGCCGGGGUGCAGCACCAGCUGCAAGCCUUCAGCACCUACCGCACCGUGGAGAAACCCCCCAAGUUUCAGGAGAAGGGCAAUCUGGAGGUGCUGCUUUUCACCAUCCAGUCGCGGAUGCGAGCCAACAACCAGCGCGUCUACACCCCACACGAAGGACGCCUGGUCUCCGACAUCAACCGGGCUUGGGAGCAGCUGGAGAAAGCGGAGCAUGAGCGGGAGCUGGCGCUGCGCACCGAGCUCAUCCGGCAGGAGAAGCUGGAGCAGCUGGCGCGGCGCUUCGACCGCAAAGCGGCCAUGCGGGAGGCCUGGCUGAGCGAGAACCAGCGCCUGGUGGCCCAGGACAACUUUGGCCAGGACCUGCCGGCAGUGGAGGCGGCCAAGAAGAAGCAUGAGGCCAUCGAGACGGACACGGCCGCCUACAAGGAGCGGGUGCAGGCCAUCGAGGCGGUGGCGAAGGAGCUGGAGGUGGAGGGCUACCAUGACAUCCAGCGUAUCAAUGGGCGCAAGGACAACAUCCUGCGGCUCUGGGAGCAGCUCCUGGAGCUGCUGGCCGCCCGGCGCCAGCGCCUGGAGAUGAACCUCACCCUGCAGCACCUCUUCCAAGAGAUGCUCCACAGCAUCGACUGGAUGGACGAGGUCAAGGUGCAGCUGGCAUCGCCCGAAUCCGGGAAGCACCUUCUGGAGGCGGAGGAGCUGCUGCAAACCCACCGGCUGCUGGAGGGUGACAUGGCCCUGCAGGCAGAGAAGACACGGGCUGUCAGCGUCGCUGCUCUCCGCUUCGCCGACACCGAGGGCUACCGUCCCUGCGACCCCAAAGUCAUCCGGGACCGCGUGAGCCACCUGGAGCUGUGCCGGCGGGAGCUGCAGGUGCUGGCAGUCCGGAGGAGAGCCUUGCUGGAGCAGUCCCGGUCCCUCUGGACCUGCCUGUGGGAGCUGGACGAGGCAGAGGGCUGGAUCAAGGAGCAGGAGCAGCUCUACUCCUCCCUGGACUUUGGGAAGGACCUGCCGAGCGUGCUGCUGCUCCAGCGCCGGCAUGCCGCCUUCGAGGCCGAGCUUGGCUUCCCCCCGGAGCUGCGGGCUGGCCCCGAGGCACAGAGCUGGCUAGUGUCCCUGCGGGAGCUGCAUGCCGAGGUGGCCGCCCUGGCCGAGCAGCGGGGCCGCCAGCUGCAGGAUGCCCUUGACCUCUACACUGUUUUUGGGGAGAGCGACGCCUGCCACCUCUGGAUGGGGGCCAAGGAGACGUGGCUGGGGCAGCUGGAGGUCCCUCAGGCGUUGGAAGACCUGGACGUGGCACAGCACAGGCUGGACGGGCUGGAGCAGGAGAUGGCCACCGUGGCUUCCCAGAUUGCCGCCGUCAACCAGGCAGCCGAUGGGCUGCUUGCAAGCAGGCACCCCCGCAGUCCCCAGGUCCGGCAGUGCCAGGAGCAGCUCAAUGAGAGGUGGGACCGGUUCAGGGAGCUGGUGUCGGAGCGUCGCCAGGCGGUGGGCUUGGCACUGCGCCUCCUCAACUACCGUCUGGAGUCCGAGGAGACCCGGCAAUGGCUGCAGAGCAAAGCCCAGGCAGUCAAGGCCACCGCCGAGCUGGGCCGGGACCUGGCCGGCGUCCUGGCCACCCAACGCAAGCUCUAUGGCAUCGAGCGGGAGCUGGCGGUUGCCGAGGGCCGCCUGGCCACCCUGCGCUCCCAGGCUGAGCACCUGGCCAAGGAACGGCCCGAGGUGGCCGGGGAGGUGGCUGAGCGGCUGGGGGGGGGGGGGGGCGCCCCGGGUUUGGCCGCCUGGGAGGAGCUGCAGGAGGCCCUGGGGGAGCGGGCAGCCUCCCUGGGGGAAGCCGGACAGCUUCAGCGCUUCUUGCAGGACCUGGAUGACUUCCAGGCGUGGCUCUUCGGGGCUCAGAAAGCCGUGGCAGCUGCUGAUGAGGUGCCGGCUUCUUUGGCCGAGGCGGAGGAGCUGCUGCAGCGGCACGAGGCUGCCCGGCAGGACGCGGCCGGGCACACGGCCGCCUUCACCGCCUUGGUGGAGGCGGGAGAACAGGUGGUGGGGGAGCAGACAGACCCCCAGUAUGAGGCACUGCGGCAGCGCCUGCAUGGCGUGGAAGCCGGCUGGGCCACCCUGGGCAGGAUGGCAGAAGCCCGGCACCGCUUCCUAGCCCAGUGCCACGGCUUCCAGGAGUUCCUCCGUGAUGCCAAGCAGGCGGAGAUCCUCCUCACCAACCAGGAGUACACACUGGCCCACCUGGAGCUGCCCGCCACGCUGGAAGGCUCGGCCGCCGCCCUGCGCCGCUUCCAGGACUUCCGUGCUGGCGUGGAGAGCAGCGCCGAGAAGGUCCCUGAGACAGUGGCUGGCGGCACCAAGCUGGUGGCCGAGGGGAACAUCUUCGCCGAGAAGAUUGCCGAGAAGUGCCAGACCCUCCAGGAGCGGCACGGGGCUGUCAAGGCCAAAGUGGAGGAGGCGGCGGGUUUACUGCAGGACAACCACGAGCUGCAGACCUUCCUGCAGAGCUGCCGGGAGCUCAAUGCCUGGAUGGAGGAGAAGAUGCUGACGGCACAGGAUGCCUCCUACGGCGAAGCCCGUGGCCUCCAUGGCAAGUGGCAGAAGCACCAGGCGUUCAUGGCUGAGCUGGCACCCAACCAGGGCUGGCUGGAGAAGAUUGAGAUGGAAGGGAAGGAGCUGGCGAGCCGCAAGCCGCAGUACGGCGAGGUGGUGGCACGGCAGCUGGAUGAGCUGCGGGAGCGAUGGGACAGGCUGUGUGACGCCGCCAAGGAGAAAGGCCGGCAGCUGUUCGAGGCCAACCGCUCGACGCUGUACGCCCAGAGCUACGGGGAGCUGGAGCGCUGGCUGGGGCAGGCGGAGGAGGAGCUGCGUGCUGCCGAGCAGGCCAAGGACCUCACCGCCACCAACCUGCUGCUGAAGAAGCUGACGAGGCUGGAAGAGCAAGUAGGAGCGCGGAUGAAGGAGCUGGAGGAGCUAGGGUGGCAGGGGCCAUCCCCUGCUGGGGAUGUGCCAGACGCUGACGGGCAUGAGCAGAGGCUCCGGCGGCGAUUCCUUGACCUGCUGGAGCCGCUGGAGAGGAGGAAGAAGGAGCUGGAGACCGCCAAGGCCAUGUACCAGCUUGGGCGGGAUCUGGAGGAUGAGACGCUAUGGGUGCAGGAGCGGCUGCCCCUUGGCAGGGGGCGGCGCCUGCGGGAGGCCGGCGAGGCACAGCAAUACUACCUGGAUGCUGGCGAGGCUGAGACCUGGGUCAGCGAGCAGGAGCUCUUCAUGGGAGCUGAGGAGAAGCCGAAGGACGAGGAGAGCGGCUUGCUGAUGCUGAAGAGACACGUCCGGCAGCAGCGCUCCAUUGAGGACUACGGCCAAACCAUCAAGGAGCUGGCAGGGAGGGCUCAGCAGCUGCUCUCUGCUGGCCACCCUGAGGGGGAGCAGAUCAUCCGGCUGCAGGGCCAGGUGGACAAGCACUACGCGGGGCUGAAGGAGGCGGCCGAGGAGCGCCGCCGGCGCCUGGAGAACAUGUCCCACCUCUUCCAGCUGAAGCGGGAGGUGGAGGACCUGGAGCAGUGGAUCGCCGAGCGCGACGUGGUCGCCUCCUCCCAGGAGAUGGGGCAGGACCUGGACCACGUCACGCUCCUGCGGGAGAAGUUUCGAGAGUUUGCGCGGGAGACGGGCAACGUGGGGCAGGAACGCGUGGACCGGGUGAACCUGACCAUCGAGGACCUUAUUGAUGCGGGGCACACGGAGGCGGCCACCAUGGCUGAGUGGAAGGACGGACUGAACGAGAGCUGGGCCGACCUCCUGGAGCUGAUCGACACCCGCAUGCAGCUCCUCGCCGCUUCCUACGACCUGCACAAAUACUUCUACGAUGGUGCUGAGCUGCUGGCCCUCAUCGCCGCCCGGCGCCAGGAGCUGCCCCAGGACCUGGGCGAGGACGCCGGCACGGUGGAGGCUUUCCACCGCAUGCACAGCGCCUUUGAACGCGACCUCCAGCUGCUGGAGACGCAGGUGCAGCAGUUUCGGGAGACAGCAGCACGCCUGCAGACCGCCUACGCCGGGGAGAAGGCAGCCGGCAUCCAGGAACAGGAGCAGGAGGUGGCACGGGCCCUGCGGGCACUGCUGGAGGCGUGCAGCGGGCGCCGGGCCCGGCUGGUGGACACAGCCGACAAGCAUCGCUUCUUCGGCAUGGCGCGGGACCUGCUCUCCUGGAUGGAGAGCACCGUCCGGCAGAUCGAGACGCAGGAGAAACCCAGGGAUGUCUCCUCGGUGGAGCUGCUCAUGAAGUACCACCAGGGCAUCAGGGCCGAGGUGGACGCCCGGGGCAAGAGCUUCGCCACCUGCAUCGAGCUGGGCAAGAAGCUGCUGCAGCGCAAGCACCAGGACUCGCCCGAGAUCAAGGCGAAGCUGAUGGAGCUGGUGGAGAAGAGGAAGGCCAUGAUGGAGACGUGGGAGCAGCGCUGGGACCGGCUACGGCUGCUGCUGGAGGUGUGCCAGUUCUCCCGGGAUGCCUCGGUGGCCGAGUCGUGGCUCAUGGCGCAGGAGCCCUACCUGGCCAGCAGCGACUACGGGCAGACGGUGGACGCGGUGGAGAAGCUGCUCAAGCGGCACGAGGCUUUCGAGAAGUCCUCGGCCACCUGGGAGGAGCGCAUCGCUGCCCUGAGGAAGCUGACGACGGUGAGGAAGGCUCAGGAUGGGGCACAGCCGCUGGAGCUCCUGGGCGGGCGGACGCUACGGGGCAUCGUCACCCCAAGAGACAUCGUCACCCCAAGGGGCAUCAUCACCCCAAAAGACAUCAUCACUGUACGGGGCAUCGUCACCCUGCAAGACGUUGUCACCCCAUGGGGCAUCGUCACCCCACGAGGCAUCAUUACCCCACACAGCAUCAUCACCCUGUCGUGGAGCACGCGGUACUGCGUGCUGCGGGGCGGCCAGCUCGCCUUCUUCAAGGAUGCCAAGAGCCGGGCGCUGGGGCUGCCCUGCCAUGGCGAGGAGCCCCUGGGGCUGCGGGACGCCCUCUGCGAGGUGGCCGCUGGCUACAAGAAGAAGAAGCACGUCUUCAAACUCAGGCUCAGCAAUGGCAGCGAGUGGCUCUUCCAUGGCAAGGAUGAGGAGGAGCUGCAGGCCUGGCUGCAGGGGCUGAGCACAGCAAUAACCGAGUGCCGGAGCAGCCGGGGGAAGGCGCAGAGCCUGCCCCUGCCCCUGUUCCUGACGAGGCCGUGGCGAGGGGGCUCGGGUGUGUCGGGGGGCUCAGGGCAGCGUCGCCGGUACUCCUCGGAGGCUUGGUAA
Molecule: messenger RNA, 6273 nt
Organism: Nipponia nippon (crested ibis)
Lineage: Eukaryota; Metazoa; Chordata; Aves; Pelecaniformes; Threskiornithidae
Source: RefSeq, a predicted model, not a curated record